Aureobasidium uvarum is the source of this 1020-nucleotide messenger RNA. The record is from the annotation of a GenBank genome assembly. Lineage: Eukaryota; Fungi; Ascomycota; Dothideomycetes; Dothideales; Saccotheciaceae.
AUGAAGUGGCUUUGGGCCUGCCAUCUUUGUAACCGCCAGUACAAUCUUUCUGUCACCCGCCGCUGUCUCGACGACGGCCACUACUUUNGCGCCGGCACAUCCAUGGUCCGUUCCCGCAAAGAUGGGAUCAAAAGACUCAAACGCCAUAAAGCCUGUUCUUCGGAAUUUGACUAUGCAGGCUGGAAAGACUGGGGCGUGUGGAAGCGCAAUUUGCUCGUUCUUACCGAACAACAGAAGCAGCGCAAUACGCCCUGUGAUAGUGUGUUUGAUGGCGAUGACUCUGAGGACGAUGACCUAGAGGAGAUUUCCACUACUGCUUCUGUGGUAUCUCCCAUCCUUACGGGAGUCGCUGCACAUACGUCUUCCUGGCGAGUUGCUCUGCCCUUGCAUCCGGUCAAGGAUUGCUGGAACCGCUGUGAUUACCCUUCUGAAUGUCGCUGGGGCAAGCAAUUCGGUGUCGACACGCCUUUGCAGACCACAUUCCCGACUUUGGAUCGUGUGGCCAGUGUUUUCAAUCCCAAUACCACCUCGACUUGCGAGUCACAAGAUGUAGAGAUGAAAGACGCAACACUACCCAAAACACAACUCAAAAAUCUUGUCACCGCAGAACAACAACGAAUCGCUGCCGAAACCAUGGACGGCGUCGACAUCGAAGAAUCUUGUUCGCACACUCAUACUCAUACUGAUACACCCACGCCUGCACUUGCAAAUCUCGCGUCUUUAAUAUCUAGAGCACAACGCCGCCAUUCAAGGACAGAAAUCCCUGCUCCUUCAUCUCCUCUUGCGAUUGACAAUCACAGACCUACCGUCACACGAACUUCAUCGCGGCAAAGUUUGAUGAGAGCAGUUGAAGACGGUAUCAAUGUACUCACAGGUAUUGUCGGGAACUGGAGAAGUGCUUCGGCGCCUCCCGUGGCCAGAAAGAGGGAAGAUGAUGAGAUGCAAGAUGUGGUCAUGGAUGAUAUCGGGGAGGGUGAGGGUGAGGGUGAACUAAGGGUGAGGAGGAAGAGUUUGGGAUGA